GUGAGAGCCCAGAGCUGAGAGGAGACAUUGCUAUUACUGGCAGCAGUGACAUGUUCUUAACAUGGAAGUCAGGAUGGACAAGGAUGGCAGUCACUUGUCUGAGGAGAUAUUAACCCUCACUCUCAAGAUGAUCUACCUGCUUUCUGGGGAGGAAUGUGUGGUGGUGAAGAAGAUUACUGGGGAACUUCUGACAGCCAGCAGUAUUCAUAAGUCAGGAGGAUGGAGGUGGAACCAGAGCUCUACCAUGGAACCUACACCUCAGUCACCUAUACAUGAGAGAAACACCGAGCAGGAGAUCCUAGAACACACCAACAAGAUCAUUGAGCUGCUGACUGGAGAGGUGUCUUUUAGAUGUCAGGAUGUCACUGUCCAUUUCUCCAUGGAGGAUUGGGAAUAUUUAGAAGAACACAAGGAUGUGUACAAGGACAUUAUGAUGGAGGACCACCAGCUCCUCACAUCACCAGAUGUAUUCAGUAAGAGAAAUUCACCAGAGGGAUGUCCUGGUCCUCUGUGUUCCCAGGAUCAUCAGAUAGAAGAUCACAGUAUCAAUCAGGAUCAUCAGAAUGAACACCUCAGAAAUACAAAAAUUAAGGUUAUAGCUGAAGAAAACAAAAAGACAUUUUUGACUGAUGAUCGACAUCUUCCAGAGAAGAACAUUAUAACAAAUGGCAGCACAACAGAUGGAACCAUGAGUAGGAAUAGUUCAGAGGAACAUCUAAUUUCUUCUCCAAAUUGCGAAACACAAGAUAUCCUUCUACAAGACUGUCCACUUGAAAAACCCUGUACUUUAGAUGUCUCCCCAGUACCUGACAGUGUAGAACAAACAUCUGAUCCCUACAGUCCCAAGAAAGCUUGUUCAAGCCCACAAGUUGCUGAUAAAAGCUUUAAGAUCAUACCUUGUUAUAAAUGUGGGAAAUCUUUUUCCACAAAUGAUCAAUAUCUUGACCAUCAGCAUAUCCACUCAGGGGAGAAACCAUACGUGUGUUCUGAAUGCGGGAAAUGUUUUUCAAUGAAAGCCACCUUUCUAAACCACCAACAAAUUCACAUGGGUGUCGAUGCUUUUAAGUGUUCUGAAUGUGGAAAAUGUUUUACCCAAAAGUCCUAUCUUAUGAAACAUCACAGAAGUCACACAGGAGAAAAGGCAUUUCUCUGUUUGGAAUGUGGAAAAUGUUUUACCCAAAAAUCUCAUCUUGUCAAUCACCAGAGACUCCAUACGGGAAAGAAUAUUUUUCCAUGUGCUGACUGCGGCAAGCCUUUCACAUUGAGAUCGCAGCUUGAGAAUCACCGUCGAAUCCACACAGGAGAAAAGCCAUUUUCAUGCCUAGAGUGUGGGAAAUGUUUUAGUCAGAAGUCUGUACUCAUUAACCACCAGAGAGUCCACUCAGGGGAAAAGCCAUUCUCAUGUCCAGAGUGUGGGAAGUGCUUUACUCGAAAAUCAAGUCUUUUCGAACAUCAAGAGAUUCACAAAGGAGAGAGGCCUUUCCCAUGUACUGUGUGCGGGAAAUCUUUUAAUCACAAGUCUACUCUCACUAAUCAUCAAAGAAGUCACACAGGGAAGAAGCCCUUUGUGUGUUCUGAGUGUGGAAAGUGCUUUACACGGAAAUCGGGUCUUUUCGAACAUCAAGUGGUUCACAAAGGGGAGAGGCCUUUCCCGUGUACUGUGUGCGGGAAAUGCUUUAAUCAUAAGUCUACACUUGUUAAUCAUCAAAGGAGUCACACAGGGAAGAAGCCCUUCGUGUGUUCUGAGUGUGGAAAGUGCUUUACACGGAAAUCGGGUCUUUCUGUACAUUGGGCAGUUCACAGUAAGGAGAGGCCAUUCACUUGUCCAUAGUGUGGUCAACAUUUUGCGAAGAGAUCAAGCUACAUCAAACACCAGGAAACUCAUUAAAGCGAGAACCCAUUUUCAUGUCCUGACUUUGAAAAAUCUUUUACACAACUAUCAGAGCUGAUUCUACAUCGUUGAGUGCCAGUGACAACUGUAGAUGUGUGAUUGGAUAAUUACAUUUGCACUAGUACUUGAAAGUUAAAGGCUGUGUAAACCUUUGGAGAUUUUUUUUUAUUGUAUUGUACUCAUUUUGAGCUAAAAAAUUAAUAAUUUGUUUUUAUUAAAAAUGUUGAAACCCUUUCUCUAUACAGCCUUGAGAUUCUCUAGUAGCAGGCUCUUCAUUUUUACUGUUUCCUAACAGUUCCUUA
Molecule: messenger RNA, 2193 nt
Organism: Bufo gargarizans (Asiatic toad)
Lineage: Eukaryota; Metazoa; Chordata; Amphibia; Anura; Bufonidae
Product: gastrula zinc finger protein XlCGF26.1-like
Exons: 7
Coding region: 62-1831 (589 amino acids)
Biological process (GO): regulation of transcription by RNA polymerase II
Cellular component (GO): nucleus
Molecular function (GO): DNA-binding transcription factor activity; RNA polymerase II cis-regulatory region sequence-specific DNA binding
Source: RefSeq, a predicted model, not a curated record